AUGUCUCAGGAAGAAUCUGUUCAACAGACCACUGAAAAUGUGGCUAACCUUCAUCUGGAUGAUGUAACUGGUGAGAUGGUUUCAAAAUCUGAAUUGAAGAAGCGUAUCAAACAAAGACAAGUUGAGGCCAAGAAAGCUUCUAAGAAGGCAGCUGCUAAACCAAAGCCAGAACAAAAGAAGACAUCAGAUGUGUUUGCUGACCUUGAUCCUUCUCAAUACUUCGAAGCAAGAUCUCGUCAAAUUCAAGAAUUGAGAAAGACUCAUUCUCCAAACCCAUAUCCACACAAAUUUCACGUUUCUAUCACUUUGCCGGAGUUCUUGAAGAAGUAUGCUCAUUUGAAGCGUGGUGAAUCUUUGCCUGAAGAGAAGGUUUCUAUUGCUGGUAGAAUCCAUGCUAAGAGAGAAUCUGGCUCUAAGUUGAAGUUCUACGUUUUCCACGGUGAUGGUGUUGAGGUUCAAGUCAUGUCACAAUUGCAAGACUAUCACUCUGAAAGUGCAUAUCAACAAGAUCACGCUUUGUUGAAGAGAGGUGAUAUUGUUGGUGUCGAAGGUUACGUUGGUAGAACCCAGCCAAAGAAAGGUGGUGAAGGUGAAAUAUCAGUGUUUGUUUCACGUAUUCAAUUAUUGACACCUUGUUUGCAUAUGUUACCUGCUGACCACUUUGGUUUUAAGGACCAAGAAACUAGGUAUAGGAAAAGGUACUUGGACUUGAUUAUGAACAAGGAAGCCAGAGGUCGUUUUCUCACAAGAUCUAAGAUAAUUACUUAUAUCAGAAAAUUCUUGGAUCAAAGAGACUUUAUUGAGGUUGAGACUCCUAUGAUGAACGUUAUUGCUGGUGGUGCUACUGCUAAGCCAUUUGUAACCCAUCACAAUGAUUUGGAUAUGCAAAUGUACAUGAGAAUUGCUCCAGAAUUGUUCUUGAAGCAGUUGGUUGUCGGUGGUAUGGACAGAGUAUAUGAAAUCGGUAGACAGUUUAGAAAUGAAGGUAUCGACAUGACUCAUAACCCAGAGUUUACUACUUGUGAGUUUUAUCAAGCUUACGCUGAUGUCUACGAUUUGAUGGACAUGACUGAAUUGUUGUUUUCCGAGAUGGUCAAAGAAAUCACCGGUGAUUACAAGAUCAAGUUCCAUCCAGAUCCAAAUAACGCAGAAAAGGAAUACGAAAUCAACUUUGCCAGACCAUGGAAGAGAAUUAACAUGAUUGAAGAAUUGGAAAAGAGAUUUAACGUUACCUUCCCACCAGGCGAUGAACUGCACACUGCAGAAACAGGUGAAUUUUUAAAGAAGGUUCUAGCUGACAAUAAAAUGGAAUGUCCACCACCUUUGACGAACGCUCGUAUGCUGGACAAGCUAGUCGGUGAACUAGAAGACACCUGUAUCAAUCCAACCUUCAUUUUCGGUCACCCGCAAAUGAUGUCCCCAUUGGCUAAAUACUCUAGGGAUCAACCAGGUUUGUGUGAACGUUUUGAAGUGUUUGUUGCUACUAAGGAAAUCUGUAACGCUUACACUGAAUUGAAUGAUCCGUUUGAUCAAAGAGCUCGCUUCGAAGAACAAGCCAGACAAAAGGAUCAAGGUGACGACGAAGCUCAAUUGGUUGAUGAAACAUUCUGUAAUGCCUUGGAAUACGGUCUACCUCCUACCGGUGGUUGGGGUUGCGGUAUUGAUAGAUUAGCCAUGUUCUUAACUGACUCAAAUACUAUCAGAGAAGUUUUGUUGUUCCCAACUUUGAAACCAGACGUCUUGAAGGAGGAAUUGAGCAAAUAA
This is a messenger RNA of Eremothecium sinecaudum, 1764 nucleotides long. It is a transcript of the gene KRS1, whose product is annotated as lysine--tRNA ligase KRS1. Bases 1 to 1764 code for a protein of 587 amino acids. Gene Ontology annotation, molecular function: tRNA binding; lysine-tRNA ligase activity; ATP binding. Gene Ontology annotation, cellular component: cytosol; cytoplasm. The record is from RefSeq and is a predicted model, not a curated record. NCBI's taxonomy places the organism in Eukaryota, Fungi, Ascomycota, Saccharomycetes, Saccharomycetales, Saccharomycetaceae. Gene Ontology annotation, biological process: lysyl-tRNA aminoacylation. The transcript has a single exon.